UGGAUUGAAACCAAAGUUUUUAACGAAAUAAAUAUAAACAUGAAAAUGAAAGGGGAAUUAGACACGGAGAAAACAAAUUUGUUUUUGAAAUUAGAUCAAACUAAUAAACAAGAACAACAAGCGAUUGGUAUUAUCAACACAGAAAUUCUAUCAAAGUUAAAUAUAUCUCUUGAUAUAUUACCACCAAAAUGUCACGAGCUUAUAUCAAAAGUAGCAACAGAACAAGUAGCAUUGGGUGUUAACUGUUUGGACCCAAUUGCCAUUUCUAUUCAACAAUCUCGACAGUUAUCUAAAAAUUUAGAAGAGGAAUACGAAAUAUUGAAAUUGAAACUUAAGAACAAGGAGUUGCAAGUCAAAAUCGAUCGUAACCAAAGGUUCAUGGAUGAUCUAAGGAAGGAAUUGGAAAGCUCAAUAGAAUCUUUAUCCAAACAGUCUCCAAACCCUGAUAAUAUACAGGAAUGUAUAAAACAAAUGAAACAGAAAGUUUCAUCGUAUGAAGAGUCGUAUAAAAAGGCUACCAUGAAGUUUUCAAAGCUCUCAGUACCGGAUUCAGUACUACCGAAGUCUCUGCAGACACAAUUGGCCACUUUGGCCUCGUUACGGGAAGAAGAGACAAUGUGGCGGCAGCGAGCUGAUGAUGUACUCUUCACCAGACAAGCUAGGGACGCGUUCAGGAGACGAAAAUGA
Papilio machaon (common yellow swallowtail) is the source of this 687-nucleotide messenger RNA. RefSeq lists its product as uncharacterized. The coding region runs from base 40 to 687 and encodes 215 amino acids. The record is from RefSeq and is a predicted model, not a curated record. The transcript has 3 exons. Lineage: Eukaryota; Metazoa; Arthropoda; Insecta; Lepidoptera; Papilionidae.